Messenger RNA from Ambispora gerdemannii, 903 nucleotides. NCBI's taxonomy places the organism in Eukaryota, Fungi, Glomeromycota, Glomeromycetes, Archaeosporales, Ambisporaceae. The record is from the annotation of a GenBank genome assembly.
AUGGAACUAGGACUAAAUCAAGCCCUAAUUGCAGUUAAGCAUCGCGGACAAACGGUGCCCUUGGAUGGUCUUUACUCCAUUUUAGGUUUAUUGCCUUACGGAAAUAAAGUAGAAGUUAAUUAUAAAAAAGAAUUAAAUAUUGAACUAAAAAAAAUAAUGGAACUAGCAAUGGCUAAUGGCGCUCCUUAUGAAUGUCUCUCUUGGUUAGGUGCUCGACACAUUAAUCCAAAAUGCAAAGUAUCAGCUACUGGUUGGGAAUUGGUUGGUUACAAGUAUUUAGUAACAGAAGAUGAUAAAAAAACUGGAGAAAAAAUUGGUGAUAUUAGAAUCUUACCUAAUUAUAAUUUUUUAGAAAUUACUCUUCCCGUUGCUGAUAAAGCUACCCGACCAAUUGUUUUUGAGGAUCCAAGUUUUGGUUAUGAUUACGAUGAUAAACUCUUCCUCGAUAUGGUCAAUAAAGAACUAAUUACUGGCGAGGAACUAAUUACCCAAUAUCAGCAGCAAUUACCAGUUAUUCAAAGACAGAACCAAUCUUUUAGUUUAGUUUAUGAUAAAAAGGAAACUUCCGUCAAUAUCGGCAAGCAUGCUAAAAUUGAAGAAAAAGGCAAAUUAAUUAGUGCUGGCGGAAACGCUUUCAAUUCAUUAACUUUUGGAAUUAUCAAGGCUUUGGGAGAAGCAAUCCAAUCAGUGAAUGUUUUUUCUAAGAGAAAGCUUUUGACUAAACUUAGUGGGGAAUUUCAGAAACAUUUGGCAACUGAUGAAGCCAAUUUAAAGCUUUUUGCUAAUGCUUGCUUCUCUUUAGUUGACAUUGUUAAAAAAAAUAAAGAAUUAGGAAUUGGUUCUGACGUUAUUGGCAAUAAUUGGGUUGGGGUUGAUAGUUUGAGUGCUGUGGUCUUGGGUUAA